Molecule: messenger RNA, 6559 nt
Organism: Conger conger (European conger)
Lineage: Eukaryota; Metazoa; Chordata; Actinopteri; Anguilliformes; Congridae
Gene: spag9b
Product: sperm associated antigen 9b
Exons: 32
Coding region: 265-4341 (1358 amino acids)
Biological process (GO): vesicle-mediated transport
Cellular component (GO): cytoplasm
Molecular function (GO): kinesin binding; JUN kinase binding; signaling receptor complex adaptor activity
Source: RefSeq, a predicted model, not a curated record
UUCCCAUGGUGUGGCGUCACCACGUGAUGGUCUCGUCAACAACUCAGCUGUUGCAGCCAGCAAGGAAGACUGGAGCGGCGGGAGGAAAGAUAUCGGUCCCUUUAAGGGAGGGACGGCAAGUUCUCCGGAUUUCAUUUAUUAUCACUAGAUAAUACUUGUAGGGGUUCGGAUCACGUUUAGUAGUAUUUAGCAAUCAUAUCGGUCGGGUAGCUAGUGAAGAUUAUCUUUAAAAUAACUGUGCGUAAUCAUAAGAGAAAGAAUAAAAUGGAGUUAGAGGACGGAGUUGUGUACCAGGACGACCCAGGGACGUCGGCUAUGAUGUCGGAGAGGGUAUCGGGCCUGGCCAGCUCCAUCUACCGCGAGUUCGAGAGGCUGAUCGGGAAAUAUGACGAGGACGUGGUGAAGGAGCUCAUGCCGCUCGUCGUGGCGGUGCUGGAAAACUUGGACUCUGUCUUCGCUGAGAACCAGGAGCAUGAAGUGGAACUGGAGCUUCUUAAGGAGGACAACGAGCAGCUCAUGACUCAAUACGAGCGGGAGAAAGCACUGAGGAAACACGCAGAAGAGAAGUUCAUCGAGUUUGAGGACAGUCAGGAGCAGGACAAGAAGGAUCUGCAGGGCCGUGUGGAGACGCUGGAAUCACAGUCCCGGCAGCUGGAGCUCAAAACCAAGAACUAUGCAGACCAGAUUGGCAGGUUGGAAGAGCGAGAAGCAGAACUCAAGAAGGAGUACAAUACACUUCACCAGAGACACACAGAGAUGAUUCACAACUACAUGGAGCACUUGGAGCGUACUAAACUCCAGCAGCUGACUGGAGGAGACGCAACUGAAACUGGGACACUGAGCAGAGUUCGGAAGGAGCGCCCUGUGUCCUUGGGGCUGUUCCCGCUCCCCGGGGGCGAUGCAGUCGUCACGCCUGAGCUCCACAGAGAGGCUGUAGAGACCCCAGGGACCGACACCUGGAGAUACAACGUCCUCAGCCACCCACGCUCCAACACCAGCCUCAAGCAGUUGGAGGCGGAAGAUUCUCUCAGAAAAAGGGAGGGUAAGAGUUCACAGGAGUCUGGGGGCAAUUCGCUGGCUGACGAAAGCAAGGAUGAGCUUUCUGACGUCAGCCAGGGCGCCUCCAAGUCGGCCACCCCCACGUCCGCAGGCGCCUCGGAUGUGGCCGCACACACGCCACAGGAAGGGCAGGCAGAGGGGCUGGGCAGGAACCUCAACACCAGCAGCAGGAAGCCGGACGGCAGUAAGAACAUCGAGGUGCAGGCAGCCCCAGGCACAAGUUCUGCCUCAACAGGCUCAUCUGAAAAUACACAGAAGUCAGAGGUGCAGGCCAUUAUUGAAUCUACACCUGAGCUGGACAUGGAUCUGAGUGGCUGUAAAGGUUCCAGCACUCCCACAAAAGGGAUUGAGAACUUGGCAUUUGAUCGCAACACAGAAUCUCUCUUUGAAGAACUGUCCUCUGCUGGCACAGACCUCAUAGGGGAUGUAGAUGAAGGAGCUGACUUGUUGGACCUUAAUUUAUGUGGUAUGGGUCGUGAAGUUGAGCAUCUUAUCCAGGAGAACACACAGCUUCUGGAAACAAAGAAUGCCCUGAACGUGGUGAAGAACGACCUCAUCGCCCGGCUGGACGAGCUCUCCUGUGAGAAGGAGGUUCUGCAGGGCGAGCUGGACGUGGUGAAGCAGACCAAGGGCAAGCUGGAGGAGAAGAACAAGGAGCUGGAGGAGGAGCUCAAGAAGGUGCGGGCAGAGGUGGAGGAGGCAAAGCUGAAGACUAAAGAUGAAGAUGAUAGUGACGUCCCCACAGCGCAGAGGAAGAGGUUCACACGGGUGGAGAUGGCCCGGGUGCUGAUGGAGAGGAACCAGUACAAAGAGAGGCUGAUGGAGCUGCAGGAGGCCGUCCGGUGGACGGAAAUGAUCCGGGCGUCGAGGGAGAAUCCUGCCCUUUCCGAGAAGAAGAAGUCUAGUAUUUGGCAGUUUUUCAGCCGGCUAUUUAGCUCCUCCAGCAACACCGCCAAGAAGCCCGAGGCCCCCGUCAACGUCAAGUACAACGCUCCGACCUCCCACAUCGUCCCCUCCGUGAAGAAGAGGAGCACCACUUUAUCUCAGCUCCCCAGCGACAAAUCAAAAGCAUUCGACUUUCUCAAUGAGGAAGUGGACUCAGGAAACUUGGUGUCACGCAGAGAGCAGAAGAGAGCACAGUACAGGCAGGUGAAGGCACACGUCCAGAAGGAGGAUGGGAGAAUACAGGCCUACGGCUGGAGUCUGCCACAGAAAUACAAGGUUGCAAAUGGUGGGCAGGCAGACAAUAAGGUGAAGAAUCUACCGGUGCCUGUGUACCUGAGGCCCUUGGAUGAGAAAGAUGCUUCUAUGAAGCUGUGGUGCGCUGCUGGUGUAAAUCUGACCGGUGGGAAGACCCGAGAUGGAGGUUCCAUUGUGGGAGCCAGUGUCUUCUACAAUGACGUGGCUGGAACAGACUGCCACAGGCAGAAGAAGGGCUCUCAGAGCAGCCUGGACAGACUCGAACAGGAACUCAAGGAGCAGGAGAAGGAGCUGCGGCAGCAGGAGGAGCUGUCCAGCCUGGUGUGGAUCUGCACCAGCACCCAGUCCACCACCAAAGUCGUCGUCAUCGACGCCAACCAGCCCGGCAACAUCCUGGAGAACUUCUUUGUGUGCAACUCCCACGUGCUCUGCAUCGCCAGCGUGCCAGGUGCCCGGGAGACGGAUUACCCCGCGGGGGAGGAGGUGCCAAAGGAGAGUGAGGCGGAGCAGGGCGACAGCUCGUCUCUGACGGCCAGCGUGGCGAGCAACAGCUCGGCCGGCGGCGAGGGCGUGCUGGGCGGGAUCACGGUGGUGGGCUGCACCGGGGAGGGGGCGGCCGCGGCCCCCCAGGCCGUCUGUACGGCGGUCAGCGCCUCGCCGGAGCCCAGCGCACACACGGGCACAGCCUCGGGCACAGGGGAGACGCCCGAACAGGUCAGCCCCACCGAGGACGGGGUGCCCACCGCAGAGGAGGCCACAGAGGCCACGGAGGCCAGCGCCGGGCCCGCGGACGAGGGGCUGGAUGUCAGCCAGCCGGGCAUCUACACCGAGCACGUCUUCACUGACCCGCUGGGAGUGCAGAACACACCUGAUACCCCACCCACUUACCCCAGAAGGGAGUCUGACCUGGUGAAGGAUGGGGUGACCUCCCUCCCAGAUGAGCAGGACCUGAUGAGGGAAGAGGCCCAGAAGAUGAGCAGUGUCCUGCCCACCAUGUGGCUGGGUGCCCAGAAUGGAUGCGUGUAUGUCCAUUCGUCUGUCGCUCAGUGGAGGAAAUGUCUCCACUCCAUUAAGCUGAAGGACUCCAUUCUGGGCAUUGUCCAUGUGAAAGGACGGGUGCUGGUGGCUCUGGCUGAUGGAACGUUGGCCAUCUUUCACCGCGGUGUUGAUGGCCAGUGGGACCUGACCAACUACCACCUACUGGACCUGGGGCGCCCUCACCACUCCAUUCGCUGCAUGACUGUGGUGCAUGACAAGGUGUGGUGUGGGUACCGGAACAAGAUCUAUGUGGUUCAGCCCAAAGCAAUGAAAAUCGAGAAGUCCUUUGAUGCUCACCCGCGCAAGGAGAGCCAGGUGCGUCAGCUGGCCUGCAUAGGAGACGGCAUCUGGGUGUCGAUUCGGCUGGACUCGACACUGCGGCUGUUCCACGGCCACACUUACCAGCACUUGCAGGACGUGGACAUCGAGCCUUAUGUCAGCAAAAUGCUGGGCACUGGUAAACUGGGCUUCUCUUUCGUGCGGAUCACGGCUUUGAUGGUGUCCUGUAACCGCCUGUGGGUCGGAACUGGGAACGGCGUCAUCAUCUCGAUCCCUCUAACGGAAACUGUGUUUCCUCAGCAGGGACGCUCUCUGGGACUGAGGGCGAACAAGGUCGCCACAGGCACGGCGAGUCGGCCAGGCAACGUGAUCCGUGUCUAUGGCGACGAGAACAGCGAUAAGGUGACGCCAGGCACCUACGUCCCGUUCUGCUCCAUGGCACACGCACAGCUCUGUUUCCAUGGACACAGGGACGCAGUCAAGUUCUUCGCCGCCGUCCCCGGCCAGGUCAUCCCUGCGGCUGGCGCUGGGGGAGAAGCCAUGCCCGACAAGCCCAGCGCGGCGAACUCGGACUCCCCGGCCACGGAGCUCGCCAAGUCCGUCCUGGUGAUGAGCGGGGGGGAGGGCUACAUCGACUUCAGAAUGGGGGACGAGGGGGGCGAGACGGAGGAGAUGGGCGAGCCCACUCUGAAGCUGCAGCCCUUCCUGGCCAAAGCGGAGCGUAGCCACCUCAUAGUGUGGCAGGUCAUGUGUGGUGAGGAGUGACUCCAGCCUCACGCAGUGCCACGGGAAAGCAGGCGAAGAGCCACACAGUUCACAGAGAAACAUACUCUAAUACAAACUCCUGCACGUUUUUUCUUUGCUUUUUUUGUCAUUCAUUUCAGUAUUUUUUUCCUAAUUUGAAUGAUUAUUACUAUAAUAUUAUGUUGGUAUUGUUAUUACUGUUUAUAAAAUAAUUUUGUCUUUUAGUUUACUUAUUUUCUCUUAUUAUUUUUUAUUAUUUUACUUUUUUGUUUUUGCACCUGUGGGUUUGAUACAUAUUUUUGAUGAAAGAAUAUCCUGUAGGUAUGCUGUGCACUCCCAGCAGCCAGAGGGUGUGCCCACACGACCCCUCCUGCUGUUUCUGCAGACGGAUACUGCGCCACAGGCCAGCUCAUCACGGAGAGCUGCAGUAUCUGCCGGCUUUAAUCCCACUCAGGCCUUUAACAGCCCUUCAGCUCACGGCUGUCCUGAUUGAAGCGCUUUCAUCUCCCCCUCAUUUCCCAGAAUGCCGUGGGUCGCAGGACUGCCUCCUCCGGGGCCGGUUAAGCAGCCUUGCUGCACGAUGACACUGUACUGAGGGUCGCCGUGACGGUGUGCAGUUUGAACGGUCCCAUUUCUAAUGCAAAGUCUGGACAGCUCUUUAGUUUGAUUUACUGUCAUUUGGAAAUAAAUAACAAAAGGCACCUUACUGUGGUUUUAUAAGGUAUGACAGGCUAGGAUGAUAGAAUGCGUGUCCUGUGUGAUUUCAUUCUCCCCCCCCUUUCCUUUCAAGAAACGGUUUUGGAUUGUGCGUGAGGCGGUUUACAACUCGCUUCUGUGGAGCUGUCCAUGUGUCCACUGUGCUAGUGUUUCAAAACUUGACCUUUUAAAAUGCCUAAUUCAUAAUUUGUAGUACCUGCAGGGGUGCAGGUGAUGUAUGCACAGUCCAGCACCCUCUUAAGGAGUAGUUUAAAAUAGCUAAGCCUGAGUUUUAGGUGGAAGUAUGCCUGCAUGGUGAAGUUCUUUUCUAGUUCGUCAGCUGCUGUCUUACGGUUGGCCGUUUCCCUUUAGGUCUUCCUUACUACGAGCUAGAGCUUGCAGACACUUUAAAAGUGACUUGGGCUGCCUUAGUUUCAGAAGUACACAGUUUUGCUAUAAUAUGCUAACUGUUCCAAGAAACUUUUUAUUUUUAUUUUUUAUUUACAUUGAUGUAUGACAGAGUAAUUACUAUUUAUUUAUGUAUAUUACACAAUUACCAAAGGAAAAAAAUGAUAAAAACAAAAAAACAGCCUCAUUAGUUACCUUUUAACACACCGCCUUUUCGCGGUAAUUCUGGCCCUACAGCUUAAGAGUUACAGACAGUUAUGUAGAGAGUGCUUUACUAGUUGUUAUGAUUACUAAACAAAUAUAUUUAUAAGUCUUCAUCUCUACAAAUCAAUUGAAAAUAUCUGCUUGCCAGGGAUAUGAAAGAAUGUAGCAAACUACGCUGCACCUCAGAUUUUGUACACUUCUAGUGAAUGUUUUCAUUAAUGAAAGCACUUCUCAUUUAAUGUGUUGAUAUUGAUGCAUUCUGAAACUUUUAAGCCUAUUUUUUAUGGUCUGUAAUUUUUUGUACGUUGGUCUUUUAGACUCUUUAAUCUAUGUUUUACUGGCCUCUGUAACUUGAAAGCAGAACUCGCUGACGUUAAACUAGUGUUUGUGCUGAAAAACUGUGGGGUGGGGGGGGGGGGGGGCUUCAUGUUUUUUCUCUAGGAGAAAAAAAGACUUCAUAUCGCAGUGUAGCCAUUUCAGUAUUUAUUUCUCUGAAUGAGCCUUUGUGGUUCAGAAUGUAACUUUGUACAUGAAAAAUAUAUAUAUCUAUAAAUAUGUAUAUGAAUCAUAUGUGGCUGGGUUUUAUUGUUUUGAAGGUGAAAAGUAAUAUAAUGACAAUGAGAAUGAUGAUUUCGAAACACCACACUAAUUUACUAAGCUAUGCACAUUUUUAAUAAUUACAGCGGUGUUUUGUGUUUCAAAUCCAUCUGUUAUUGCUGCCAUUUGUGGGUGGGCGAAGUUGUGCAAGGGGGGGCAUUCCUCAUUCCCUACGAGACGUUCUGCUCUGGGGCUAUCAGCCGGGCCAGCAGGAGGGGCACUUUCCACCAUCUUGUGCCAUGACUGCGGUUUCUCCUAGUAGGUGUGCGCUUCUACCAGCAUCUUAGCCUUAUUUUUUUAACAAACUAUUAAACUGACUUUCAUGGGGAAUUUA